CCUCACCUUCCGCCUCAUGAUGCUGAGACACGAGCAGCGUGUACGGGAGAGUAUGGACGACGACUCAGGCUCAGAGAACCAAAGCAACAGCGGCGGCAGCAACAACAGACCAUCGCUAGACCGCCUCAACAGCCCCAGGAUGAAGCGAGCCUCCAGACAUGUUCAGAAGCUCAACAUGGGCGACAGCAAAGACGACAUUCAUGUGUGCAUUAUGUGCAUGCGGGCCAUCAUGAACAAUAAGUACGGCUUCAAUUUAGUAUUCGACCACCGGGAGGCGAUCAACUGCAUCGCACUGAGCCUCAACCACCACAGCUACAGAACAAAAGCCCUGGUGCUGGAGCUGCUGGCGGCCAUCUGCCUAGUCAAGGGCGGCCACCACAUGAUACUAAACGCCUUCGAUAACUUCAAGGAGACCUGCGGAGACCCUCACCGCUUCUAUACCUUAAUGCAAUACUUCUCCAACCCAGACUGCUUCCAUAUCGAAUUUAUGGUGUCGUGUAUGCAAUUUGUUAACAUUGUUGUACAUAGCGUAGAAGAUAUGAACUUCCGAGUGCACCUACAGUACGAGUUCUCUCGUCUGGGUCUCGAUGAGUAUCUCUACAGACUACGUAACACUGAGAGCGAAGAACUGCACGUUCAGAUCUGUGCGUACCUGGACAACGUGUUCGACGUCGCUGCUCUGAUGGAGGACAGCGAGACCAAGACUGCGGCGCUCGAGAGGCUGCAUGACACCGAGGAAGAACUGGCCCACACAAUUGAACGGCUACGAGAAAGUGAAGCAUCAUGGCUCGCCAAGUCCGUGGAGUUGGAGUCUGAGUUAGAGGAGCUGAAGAGAGCAAACCAGGAGCUGCGCGAGACAAAUAACCAGGUGCUGGCGGAGGUGACGACGCUACGACGCACGGCCACGCAGCGAGAGGAGGAGAACAGACAGCAGCAGUCCAAACUCGAGUACAAGAUCCAGCACCUCGAGACCCUCAGCCGCUCCGGCAGCAGCAGUCCAAACUCGAGUACAAGAUCCAGCACCUCGAGACCCUCAGCCGCUCCGGUUCGUCUUCUCUCAAUGGCAGUACCUCGUCUUCCCCCAAAACCUCCCCCCAUAGGGGGCAUCAGAGGACCGCCCCCCAUGCCGGGCAAAGGAGAGUUACACUCCAUGGAUGCCAUGACCAUCAAGAAGAAGGUCGCCACCAAGUACAAGCUGCCCACCCUCAACUGGGUCGCGCUCAAGCCCAACCAGGUACGCGGGACGGUUUUCAACGACUUGGACGACGAGAAGCUAUUUUGUGUGAUUGACUUCGCUGCGUUCGAGGAGGAAUUCAAGAUUGGUCCUAACGUUGGGCUCCUGCUUGCUAACGGCGACUCGACUGAAGUGGAUUCCCUAUCCGCGUUCGGCAGCAAACGCUUCAAGAAACCUGAACUUACUUCCUUAAUGGAGCACACGCGACUCAGGAAUGUCGCCAUCUCGCGCCGCAAGCUCGAGCUGAGCGUCGAGACCGUCACGCGCGCCGUCAACUCCCUGGACCUGAAGACGCUGCAUCUCGACAACGUGGAGCUUCUGCAGCGCAUGGUUCCUACUGAUACUGAGAUAAAAGCAUAUCGAGAGUACGAGCGUAACAAGUCUCCGCUGCACCUGCUCACUGAAGAAGAUCAGUACAUGUUCCACCUGAGCAAGAUAGACAGGCUGGGCACGAAGCUGAGCCUCAUGAGCUUCCUGGCCAACUUCACUGACAGCCUGCACUGCAUUACGCCUCAGAUACACGCCAUCAUCACCGCCUCCAGAUCUGUUAAGAACAGCUCCAAGCUACGACGCUUGUUGGAAGUCAUUCUUGCGUUUGGCAACUACAUGAACAGCAGCAAACGUGGUCCGGCCUACGGCUUCAAGCUGUCAAGUUUAGACAGUUUAUGCGACACUAAGUCCGCCAAGAAGAAGAUCUCGUUGCUGCACUACAUACAAGACACCGUGCGCACCAAGUUCCCGGACCUGAACAACUUCGAGGCUGAACUCAGGGGCAUCGAAAUUGCUGCACAGGUGUCGCUGGAGAACAUCGUGACGGACCUGACAGAGCUGGACAAGGGGAUGGAGUCUGCCAAGAAGGAGGCGGAGCGCCUGAAGGGACAUCGCAGCCAGGAGGCGCAGCUCGCCACCUCCAUCCUUGGCGACUUUCUCGCCAACUCCCUCGACAAACUUCAGAAACUGAAGACGGAGCUGAAGAUGGGCCAGGACGCGUUCGCUGAGGCACUCGAGUAUUUUGGGGAGUCGACGCGCAGCCUCGCGCCCAACACAUUCUUCUCCAUCUUCGUGCGCUUCUGCAAGGCUCUUACAGGACGGCUGACACGGACAACGCUCAGCGUCGCAAGAUCGAGGCAGCGCAGCGUGCAGCAGCAGCUGCUGCACAGCAGCGUGAUGCUGCCGCUGCCGCUGCUGCCGCAGCUGCUGCAGACGCUGUUAACGCCAACGUCAACUCCGAGGGCAACGCACGCCAUCAUCAGCCCUCGUUCCCGCAAUCUCAAUUUUUCAAUUGGGCCAGAAGCGUUGCCGGUGUUCCAAUUUAAAGCCACGCAAGAGAAACUUCAGAGGAAAUGUACUCAUCCACAGAGAACAUAUUUUGCUUCAAAAGAAUCCUCUGGUUUUCCCAAUCGUCCGGCGCUUGGAUGUUCGUCAGGAAAACACAAUUGUAUUUUUUUUUUUCAAGAUACUCCGGUCGAUCUACAAUUAACUUCAAUAGCGUCGAUUAAAACGGCGGCGGUGAUCGGAGAGCUAAGGGCGCGAGGCGUGGUGGCGGACCGCCGUCUUCUGUCGCAGGAGGACGUCUACCACGGCGCCCUCGAGGACAUCCUCAUCGGCCUCCGCAACGAGCCCUACAGGCGCGCCGACGCCCUCCGCCGCAGCCACAGGAAGAGGGACGUCGCCGUCAGGCUCUCGCGCACCAGUGACGAUAACCUCGACUUCUAAAUUAUCUUCUUCCACUUGUAGAAUUUGUGACAAAUUUGAGCGACUUCCAAAUGCAUUUGAGCAUUAAGUGCCCGAUUACUAUUACGAAUUUCCACUAACUUUAAUAGUGAAAAUUUUUAAAAUCUGGACGAGCAAUUUAAAAUUAAUGUUAUGAUUACGAAUUUUAUAGCGGUUAAAAUCUAAGAAUCUCAUUGAUGCCUCGACAAGCAUAGGCCUAUGAAACGGAAAGAAAUGUUCAAAUUUCAGCAAUGACAGCCUAUACAUGCUGAAGAUUUUGGUCGGGAUCCAAUGUUAAAUUGUCUUUAGCGCCUUCACAGACCCGCGAUAUCUUAGGCGGAUACUCCGCCUGGAAUUUCCUGUAAUUUUGUCCCCGUUUUGGGAUUGGGAGGCGCUGGGAAUUGUGUAGAUGGCCGGGUUUAAUUUAACCUGUUACAGAUUCUUCGAGUGAUGUUGCUUCUGGCUGGAUCCAGAGACGCAGCACGAGCAAAUUUUGUUGAGACGUGUUCUUCGAACUGUAAUUUGUAAUUUACAUUUUUUUCUGUGCUUCUAGGCUAUUCGGAUUUAUGGAGUUGAAAAAUCACAAGAACGUUAGCGAUUUUAUUAUGAGUUUGGUGAUUAACUUUAGUGUCGAGUCUCGUGGCGAGUUCAGGACGACUAAAAGUAUAUAUAGACUACGCUCAAUUUUUUCUGAAAUGUGUCGUGUUUACGUAAUGCCGAGUCUUCACAUAAAAAACAUGAAAUUUAGCAUGGAAUUUUCCAUUGUCAAAUAAGGCAAACCUUGUUAUUUUGUGGUCAUUGCUGUUUAAGGAGCGCUCUUGAAAAGGUUUUGAUAAAUCAGCUCCUGUUAUUCUGUAAGCUUAUAUGUUCAAUGCUAGCACCAAUUGCGUAUCUUUUACCUAUGCUAACCUAUUGUGUGGUUUAAAUGCCAUUACAUCAUUCGCCGGCACUGGCUUGAAGAGGAUGAGGUUCAAAAGGGAUUCUGAAACUUGUAGAAUAUUUCAGGAUUUUUGGUAAAAUUGAUUAGGUAUAUUGAUGCUUUGACAUCGUACAAAUAUCAAUGCCGUGGCCUUCCUUCAUGCCUUUUUACUGCACGCUACGUUUUUCUAUUGCAGUCAUGUACAAUGAACCCAAUCGUCGAUAGAUAAGCUCUGCAAUAAAGGGUUGCUUUAUAUUGUCUGCAGCAUUAUACGCCUAUUGCAAUCCUCUAAGUGCCCUAGCUGCGGUUAUAUCAAGUUUUAAUGCCAAACAUGACUUAAGAAAGCUUAAAUACAAUUUUUAAUCCCAAGUUCUUCUUAUCUUCUCACAUAAGUAGAUUGCUUGACAAUGCACUGCACAAGCCCUAGGGUUGCUCACCGACUUCCAGUUCACUCUGAAGCUCAACUUUCCAUCUCUGCUUGUUCAAAUGAACAAGUUUGUAUUCGUACAACACUCUUAUUAAUUUGGUACAUUAAGUUUCUCUGCCUAGCAGCUUAGGUAUAGUGGUAUAUUAUAUAGCUUCCUAACACGGAGGUGCACAUUUGUCAGUAUUUUCAAUUCUAACGCACCCAUUUCGUUUUAAAAGUGAAGAAGCCUCAGUAGUUAUGAAUUUAUUGAUUUCUAGAUAAGUUUUCCGAUACUCUAACAUAUCAGUUGAACGACUGUCUGCUAAACGUUUUUCGAAGUGCAAGAAAUAUUGUUUUCGUUCUCUUGAGCGGAUUCUGUCUCCGUCUUUUUGCCCUUAUUUUGUAGUUCGUCGAGAUUUUUAAACUAUUUAUUCCAUAUUAAAUUAGAUUUUGUUGGGAGAUAUACACAAAAUCCUGUUCCGUAUUUUUAAUUAAAUCUCACCCAAAUGUGUUGAAUUUGGAUGUUUACUUUUGUUUUUCGUCAAUCCUAAGUUAUAGUAAAGAUGAAUUGUUUAUUAAAAUUUUUAAUUUGUGGAUGAAUACAUUUCCUUCUAAAUU
Molecule: messenger RNA, 4890 nt
Organism: Hyalella azteca
Lineage: Eukaryota; Metazoa; Arthropoda; Malacostraca; Amphipoda; Hyalellidae
Product: formin-like protein
Biological process (GO): cortical actin cytoskeleton organization; regulation of cell shape; cell migration
Cellular component (GO): cytosol; actin filament
Molecular function (GO): microtubule binding; small GTPase binding; actin filament binding
Source: RefSeq, a predicted model, not a curated record